Diabrotica balteata is the source of this 520-nucleotide messenger RNA. Lineage: Eukaryota; Metazoa; Arthropoda; Insecta; Coleoptera; Chrysomelidae. The record is from the annotation of a GenBank genome assembly.
AAAACCUAAUAAAUAGUAAUAAAAUACUUGAGUUACGUACAAUUUAUUGUCACUGUUUUAUUUUGUUUCAGGUGACUAUUCCUUGGAAAUAUCACCGGUCAUGCUGGACGAUGACGCUAAAUAUGAAUGUCAAGUCUCGACUGGAGCGCAAGGUCAAACGGGCAUCAGGUCCCACUUCGCCAAAUUGACAGUAUUAGUACCGCCUGAUCCUCCGAAGAUUAUUCAAGGUGAUUAUUUGGUUACCACCGAAGAUAGAGAAAUCGAAUUAGAAUGCAUCAGCUACGGUGGAAAGCCUGCUGCAGAAAUCACGUGGAUAGAUGGACUGGGAAAUGUCCUUUCCGACGGUAUAGAGAAUAUCGUGGAGAAGUUGUCCGACGGGAGACGAUUUACUGCCAAGUCAAUAUUAAAAUUGACGCCGAGAAAAGUCCACCACAACACGACGUUUACGUGUCAGGCACAGAAUACAGCGGAACGAACACACAGAUCGGCGAAACUCAAACUUGAGGUCAGUAAUGUAUGA